AUGUCUAUCUCACUCGGAACGCUGGCAGCGUCACCCUCAGCUUCCUCCACACCCGUUCCAGAGGAAGAAGAGUUCUAUUCGUCAUGGUCGCUCUUCCUCGUCUGCAUGCUCCUUGUCCUUUCCCUGUGGACGUCGUACUACCUGCAAAUCAAGCGCAUUCGUGCCGUGCACGAGACCCUGGUAUCUAUAGUAGCGGGUAUGCUGGUCGGAUUCGUCGUUCGACUGGCACCAGGACAUCUCAUUAGGGAAAUGCUGACAUUCAAACACACGUUGUUCUUCAACCUUUUGUUGCCGCCAAUCAUCUUGAACUCUGGCUAUGAGUUGAAACAAGAAAACUUCUUCCGAAACUUUGGUUCCAUCUUGACAUUCGCUUUCUUUGGCACUUUCAUAUCUGCUGUCGGUGUCGGUGUUUUAGUGUAUAUAUACUCUUUCCUCGGUCUCGAGUCACUCGACGUUUCCUUGCUGGAAUGUCUCAUUUUCGGAACUACAUUAUCGGCCACUGACCCAGUCACCAUAUUGGCCAUAUUCAACCAAUACAAGGUUGACCCCAAACUCUAUACCGUCAUCUUCGGGGAGAGCUUGCUCAACGAUGCAGUCAGUAUCGUUAUGUACGAAACAUUAUCACAAUUCCAUGGGACAGAAAUCUUCCUCUCGUCAAUUUUCCACGGCAUUGGAAUCUUCUUGCUCUCGUUCAGUGUAUCUAUGGCUCUCGGCGUCUGCUUUGGCCUCGCCAUGUCGCUGAUCCUCAAGCACUCCUCCCUUACGUUGUAUCCAGGUAUAGAGUCUUGCCUGGUGGCCCUCUCAGCAUACACCUGCUACUUCUUCUCUAACGGUAUCUCCAUGUCUGGCAUCGUAUCUCUGCUGUUUUGUGGUAUCACUCUGAAGCACUAUGCAUACCACACGAUGUCCCGGCGGACGCAGCGCACGACCAAAUACAUCUUUGCGACCCUCGCUCAACUUACCGAGAACUUUAUCUUCAUAUACCUCGGUCUCUCCCUCUUUACUAGUCCCCCCUCAUCCGAGAAGGUGACGAACUAUGUCAAGCCGCUCUUCAUCGUGAUCACGACGAUCGCUGUCGUCUUCACCCGCUACGCAGCCGUCUUCCCGCUCUCCGAGGCUAUCAACUUCUUCCACCGCCACGCACGGGGCCAGCGUACCGACGAGCUACCUCAUUCUUAUCAGAUGAUGCUGUUCUGGGCUGGCCUAAGGGGAGCAGUCGGUGUCGCGCUUGCUGCAGGAUUCAAGGGGGAAAAUGCUCAGACCCUGCGCACAACCGUGCUCGUUGUUGUGGUGCUCACAGUCGUCAUGUUCGGCGGGACGACAGCCAGGAUGCUCGAGGUGCUUGGUAUUAGGACAGGCGUUGAGGAUGAGGCCGCUUCGAGUAGCGAGGACGAAGGUUACGGGAACGCUGCGGCACGGGUAGGCGCGCACUACGCUGGCCCCAGCAGAUACAACCACCAAGCGCUGGCAUCGUCGGACUCGCCCAUCCGCUCCGCGUCCGUGUUCUCUGCCGCCUCUAGCGAGUCGUACGACUCGGACGGCGGCGAGGUCCUCCCGCUGGCGUCGGCAUCACGCGGGAACGCUCACGACGAGGAGGCAGGGACGGGGACGGUCCACGAGGGCGAUGGGCAAUGGUUCCAUACUAUUGACGAGCGGUAUCUGAUCCCGCUGUUUUCGAACGCUACCGCCAGCCGAACAUUCCACGCGCGGAAGGCGAGGCGGACCACAGGGCUCGGGCUCGGGGCCGAGAUGGGUGUGAUGGCGGGUGCAGGUGAGGACGUGAACGAGGAAGAUGAGGGCGCGGAGGUCGAGCUGGGUGUGCCUAAUAUACGGAUGGGGGGUAUACAGGGCGGACCGGGUAUGCCUAUGCCUCCUGGAGGUGUACCGGGAGGAGAAAGCAGGACGGAACGGGGUCUCCCAAGUCCUAUGUUGCGGAGGGAGAGCGAAGGUGGACAAAAGUCACCGUGAGGGUGUUACUUGGGGUUCUUUCUUUUUAGCAUACGAUUGUGUGAGUUCAGCGUAUCGCAGAUUUCAUUUCAAUCGUGCAUAGCAAUGGGCGUUCUUGGAUGCAAUCCAACUAUAGAUACUUC
Molecule: messenger RNA, 2090 nt
Organism: Heterobasidion irregulare TC 32-1
Lineage: Eukaryota; Fungi; Basidiomycota; Agaricomycetes; Russulales; Bondarzewiaceae
Product: Na+/H+ exchanger
Exons: 6
Coding region: 1-1968 (655 amino acids)
Biological process (GO): proton transmembrane transport; vacuolar acidification; sodium ion transport
Cellular component (GO): early endosome; fungal-type vacuole membrane; late endosome
Molecular function (GO): sodium:proton antiporter activity
Source: RefSeq, a predicted model, not a curated record